UAAAACAUCGCCUUCCGGGGUCUGUCAAAAUCCUUCGUCAUUUGCGGGCGCUAAACAGAAUUUCGAUUUCGUAAACAAACUCCGCACGAACGCCUCGAAGCCAAAGAUAGAAAAGCGUCCAGAAACGGCCUCCCAGCAGCCAGAGGACACAGCGUACUGCAAUGGAAAAGGAAAACAAAAGCUCAGCCACGGAUAAUGGGCGAAAACCGGCUGGAAACAACUUGCAAUCGCUACCCACCCGCCAGUAUUUGGACCAAACGGUGAAUCCCAUCCUGCUGCAGGGCCUGAAAGUGUUGGCCAAAGAAAGACCCCAGGAUCCGGUGCAGUAUUUGGCCAACUUUUUGCUGCAAAACAAGAACCGCGUUGAGGAAAGCAACGGAGCCAGUACGGAAGAUACGCAAUAAAUAGCAUGCGAUAAGUAAUGGA
This is a messenger RNA of Anopheles merus, 426 nucleotides long. RefSeq names its product protein dpy-30 homolog. Bases 162 to 404 code for a protein of 80 amino acids. The record is from RefSeq and is a predicted model, not a curated record. Lineage: Eukaryota; Metazoa; Arthropoda; Insecta; Diptera; Culicidae. The transcript has a single exon. Gene Ontology annotation, cellular component: Set1C/COMPASS complex.